Molecule: messenger RNA, 2022 nt
Organism: Asparagus officinalis (garden asparagus)
Lineage: Eukaryota; Viridiplantae; Streptophyta; Magnoliopsida; Asparagales; Asparagaceae
Exons: 3
Coding region: 400-1854 (484 amino acids)
Source: RefSeq, a predicted model, not a curated record
CAUAAUCCUCGUGGACCAGUCGCAUAACUAACCCCUAGAGAUCCACGGCUUAUUUGCUUUACCAUUCUCCAUCACCAAUCAACUCCUCGACAAGCAGACUCUUAACUACCCCUUCACUCAACACCCACCCGCAAUUCUUUACCAAUAAACAUCAACUUCAUCAUCUCUUUUGGACCCAUUCCUUUAUUCUCUCUCUCUCUCUCAUUCCUUCCUCAAAACCUUUUCGGUUGCCUACUCGAAAGAAAUUCACCCAGCAAAAGCAACCAAAGAUUUGCUCCUUACCCAACUUAAGAGUCAGUUACCGUAUAUGCUUACUUACCCGCCAAACUAUCCCCUACCCCUUUCCCAAUUCCCCGUUUCUUCAAUACCCAUCUCGAGGAAUGACCCUAAACUCCAUCGAUGGGAGAGAAAAGAUUGGAUUUUGAUGCGCCCCUUCUAUCUGUUCGACGAAUCGCCUCAAAGAACGGGCCGAGAGCGAAAACAGCCCAAAGCCCGGGAUUUAUCCCCUUUACAUGGGAGCAAACGCCUGGGAGACCGAAGGGGCUCUCGCAAGAUCCAACCCUUGUUGAGGAUGAUGACGGUGGAGCCUCUGCGGAUGGAGUCGAAACUUUUUCAUGCAGAGACUCAUCUUUCUUUGAUUGCGGCGUCAGUGGUUUUAGCGGCGAGCAUGAUGACGUGGAGGAUUCGAGGAGCUCUGAUAAGGAUGCAGAGGCUUGCGAAUUCAUGAUGGGUCGGUUCUUGACGGCAGCCAAGGCAAUGGCUACAGGCCCGUUAGAGAUUAGCUCUUCAAAAGAGGAAGAGAAAGAAGGUAAUGUGAAGUAUAGAAGGUUGCCUGUUCCUCUGCCUUAUCAACAUAGGCCUGAUUUUGUUUCGAAGAUUGCUUAUGAUCGCGAAGAGCUUGGGAGGUAUAUGGAUGAAGAGGAGGAGGAGGAUUAUACGGGUGGUACUCAUUUUUCGAGAGCUUGUGGAUUGAUUCCUCGAUUUUUCUUGAAAAGUUCGUUUCUUUUGUUGAACCCAAUCCCUGGGAUGAAAGUUCGAAGCCAUUUGCCACUGACUUCUCAAGUCAAAGUUUCUAAUAAUGGGUCAAUCGCACAAGCUGCGAAUGAGUCAUGGGAUGUGGUAUACAAGCAUAAGGUCAGUAAUAUGAACAGUCCAUUAGAGGAUGAAAGUAAGUUCACGAGUGAAUCAAAUAACCUUACAUACUGGAGUGAUUCCCAAACUCUCGAUGAUUCGUCAAGCCACCAUUCUCUGAAAUCAUCUCUUAAUGAAGAUAAGGGUUCUCUAGCAGUUCUUAGGAGAGGACUGGAGGGUAGGAAGACUGUUAGCUUUGAUUGGAGUGAGAGAGUCAGUGAAAAAUAUAGCAAUAUGAGUCCUGCUCAAGGCAAGAAUCAAGGUUCAUUCUCUAAGCGCCAUUCAGUUGAUAGAACUCUUUGUGUAGCGAACACAAUGGAGGAUAAUUCUGUUCAUGAAACUUGUCAGAAGGAUGAGUUGCAGUCUAAAAUUUCUGAGUCAAAUGGAGUAGGCUUAUCAUCUGGUUCAGAACAAAAAUCAAAUUUUAAUGGGAUGAAUGACUACGAUAAUAGCCAAUUGGCUUUGAAAGUUGAAGAAAAGGAGAGGAAUAGUGAUGCACUUGCACUUUCUCUCCUUCCUCCUCCAUUGCCAAAAUCUCCUUCUGAGUCCUGGCUCCAGCAAACUUUGCCUUCAUUGUCAUCGAAAAAUCCAUUUACACAGUCAUUAUUGAGUAUUCAAGGCCAACACAGGAAACAAGGUUCAAGAGCGUCAUCAAAAGACUUCAAAUUGGCAAAUGAUGCUGGAGCACUGAAAUGGAGGACUCAAGGGACGAGGUUUGCAUAGAUGCUGAAAAAGCCUGCAAUGCUGAAAUGGGAUACGUAGCGUGUAACUAGUUCUUGUUCAGUUUCUUGCACACAUUCAUUUUGGUGACGGCUCUUGAUGUAUUAUACUGUAUAAAUAGUAAUAUAGUUAUGUUGAUAUCUGUCCAUAGAUAAUUACUCUUUCAAAACA